AUGACACAGUAUUGGACUCUGCACUGUGAAGAUAAGAUCAGGCCACUGGUUGACAUGACUUUCAAAACAUUGGAUGUUGGCAUUGAAUAUUACAAGAAUUAUGCUGCCAAAGUUGGAUUUGACACGAGGUCUAGUUCUCACGUUAAAGCACACGACGAGACGAUAACUCUAAAGCAAAUCAUUUGCAGUAGAGAAAAAUUUAAGAAUUCAGGUGCUCAAAAUUGUCACUCCAAAUCAAAUGUAGAUGUGGGGGAAGUUCCUUCCAAUCCAAAGCGGAGGAGGGUUUCAAACAAAACUGGAUGCAGAGCUAGGAUUGUUUUUAAGUACAUUGGAAUUGAAGUGCUGGUCCUUGCAAGGCAGUUCCUAAAGGGAAACAGAAACAUCUCUGCUGCGCAUCAGAAAUUUAUAUUAGAUUGUGCUAAAGCAAAUAUUGGGGCAUCAAAAUCACACGGUUUGUAUAGUCAAAUUGUGGGGGAUUACUCUGAGGUUGGGCCAACUGUUGUUGGCUUUAAAAAUGUCAGAAGGGAUCUCAGAGACUUCAUAUUGGGUGCUGAUGCACAAAUACUGGUGCAUAAUCUUGUUAAAAAACAAGAGAUGUGCCCCGCGUUUGCUUUUGAGUAUGAAGUUGAUGAAGAUGAGCAGAUGAGUAGAUUAUUUUGGGCAAAUCCAGUCUCAAAAAAGAAUUUUGCUGCAUUUGGAGAUGUUGUCUCUUUUGAUGCUACAUAUUCAACCAACAUGUACGAUCUGGAUCCAGCUAUGAAAGUGGCAAUUCCAAGAGUUUUCAAGCAAGCUAGGCAUCGUUAUUGCAUGUGGCACAUUAUGUGUAAAGUUGGAGAAAAGGUUGGUCCUACAUUGAACAAGAAUGAGGGGUUUAAGAACAAACUGAACUCCAUUGUUUGGAUAUCUUUUUUGGAACCUGCUAAUUUUGAGACACAAUGGAAACAACUGAUGGAAAAUUUCAACCUUGUUGAACACAAUUGGUUUACCAAUAUGUUUGAGGUAAGAAACCUUUGGAUCCCAGCCUAUUUUAGGGAUGUUUUUAUGGGAGGUCUACUCAGGACAAUGUCGCGUUCUAAAAGUGAGAACUACACAUACAACCGUUUUACGGGCCCGCAGUCUAGCCUAGUUGAAUUCAUGAUGAACUUGGACACUGCUCUUAAAUCACAGCGUAACACUAAUGCAAAACUCAACAGUGACAAUGAAGGUUACAACCCAAAUAUGAGGACAUCGUUGGGGAUCGAAAAACAUGCUUCAAUUGUCUACACCAUUACUAUUUUCUAUAAAGUUCAGGCUGAAAUAUGUGCUUCCUAUUUCAAAUGUAGGGUGUUGAGUGUUAGAGAAGAUGCUGGAAUAUUACACUAUUUGAUUAUGGAUGGAAAGGAUAAAACAUUUAGUGUGGUGCACAAUGUGAAUGAACAUGAGGCCACAUGUAGUUGCAAGAUGUUUAAGAUGGUUGAACUGUUGUGUAGACGCAUAUUUGUGGUCUAUAAAGACCUUGAAAAGAUACGACUAAAGUAUGUGGAUAAUCGAUGGACUAAGGAUGCAUCUUUAAAAGCUACAUGUGAAAUUGAUGGUGUCAUUUAUGAUCAGAAUAGACCAAAGGAUGAAAAGAAGGUGUUGCUGAACAAACUAUGGGCUGAUUUACACUGUUGUAUUUAUCUGGCAGGUUCAAACAUGGAGCAAUUGACUGCAUUUUCGCAAGUGAUUAAUGAACAAAAACAGCUCCCGAUGUUAGGAAAGGAAAAAGUUAUCCCCUCAGCAUAG
This is a messenger RNA of Ipomoea nil (Japanese morning glory), 1764 nucleotides long. Its product is annotated as protein FAR1-RELATED SEQUENCE 5-like. Gene Ontology annotation, biological process: regulation of DNA-templated transcription. Gene Ontology annotation, molecular function: zinc ion binding. The record is from RefSeq and is a predicted model, not a curated record. NCBI's taxonomy places the organism in Eukaryota, Viridiplantae, Streptophyta, Magnoliopsida, Solanales, Convolvulaceae. The transcript has 4 exons. The coding region runs from base 1 to 1764 and encodes 587 amino acids.